Lactuca sativa (garden lettuce) is the source of this 704-nucleotide messenger RNA. Its product is annotated as receptor-interacting protein. Lineage: Eukaryota; Viridiplantae; Streptophyta; Magnoliopsida; Asterales; Asteraceae. The record is from RefSeq and is a predicted model, not a curated record.
CAAAAUCAAAUAAUUGAAAAAGAAAACUUUCUGGCAUUACAACCGGUUUGGUUGUGUCAUCUUCCUCAUAUUUUGAAGGGAGUUUUUGGACCAAAAACCACCAUGAAUGCCCUCAAACUUAGUGAAACUAUAUGUUUUCAUUCAUCUUUAUUCUCUCGUGAAUUGACAAAUACUUAUAUCAAGAAUCUAAAUGCUAGUAUUAAACCUCGUAAAAGAACAAGAUUGGCAUUGAGAGCUAGUGUUGAUGAACAAAAAGAGAAAAAGAGUUCAGAGAAACGAAGCUUUCUAACCCUAGAAGAAGCUGGUCUUGUUGAAAUGUCGGGUUUAAGCAGUCAUGAAGGAUUUUUAUGUAGAUUGACGAUAUCUUCGCUAAAUCUUUUGAGGGUGAUAGGAGAGCAAGAAGGUUGUAGUAUUGAGGAAUUAAAUGCAGGGAAAGUGUGUGAUUGGUUUCUGAAGGACAAACUCAAAAGAGAGCAGAAUUUGGAUGCUGUUCUUCAGUGGGAUGAAUCUAAUUUCCAACUAUAAAAAAAAAACCUUUUGACCCUAAAUUUCCACAAAUAUACACUAUGUUACAACUAGCAAUUGGAUGGUAGUUUUGUCAAUUGGGAAAUUAUUGUCGAUUGUUUAUUCAAAGGUUCAAACAUGCUCCUAAAAACAAACAUAAGAAAUAUUAUCGCAUAAUUAAUGCACUUUACAUUCUCCAA